CUGAAUUACGUACCAAAAAAAAAACUUUUUCAAACCGCUCUUGCAAAAAAAGAAAUAUCCCACGGACUUUGGCAAAAUAGAUCCGAAUUAGUGAAAAUUGGCAAAUCUCUGUCUAUCCGAAAGAAGCUCCAUCCCAUCUCCGACCGCCAUUCCUCUACGUGCCAAAGUUAUUUAAGCUCUGGUCAUGGUUCCUGAGGUAGAUCCAGAUGAUCAUGCUCUGAUGAUUGAAGAAAAUCAUCCGCAUACGAUGCUAAUUGAUCCAAAAAGAGAUCGCUUUCCGUGCUGCAUUGUAUGGUCACCACUUCCUGUCCUGUCUUGGUUUAUCCCCUUUAUUGGGCAUAUAGGUAUUUGUAGGGAGGAUGGCGUAAUCUUGGACUUUGCAGGCCCAAACUUUGUGUCUGUUGACAAUUUCACAUUUGGGGCACCAACGCGCUAUUUCCAAAUAAGCCGAGAGCAGUGCUGCUGCAUUUCUCCUUAUUCAGCUGAUGAACAUACGGGUGAAUAUGCCCAGAACCAUGAUGAAACUGGAAGCAAUGUUGACACUUGGGAAUCUGCCUUACGGAAGAGCAUUCAAGAAUUCCAACACCAAUCUUACAGCAUUUUCACUUGCAACUGCCACUCAUUUGUAGCUAAUGGUUUAAACAGGCUGGGGUUUCAGGCUGGUGGAUGGAAUGUAGUCAACUUGGCCAUUUUCAUUUUUCUCAAGGGACGUUGGGUAAAUAAAACAUCUAUUGUUAAAACCUAUUUACCGCCUCUCGUUGUGCUUGGUUUAGGACUCAUCUUUGGAGGAGGGACUUUCCUUACUUACCUGAUGAUUUUCAUGUUUGUUCUUAUUGGUUGGUUUCUCCUCGGUACAUACUGUUUCAAGAAGUUAAUCCAUGUGUAGUCUGACACUUGUAAUUUUGGACAUGAUACAAGUAACUUGUUUAGUUAUAAUGCUCAUGUCUUAGAGCUGGUAACUUCAGAAAGGUACUCAGUUGGGAAAGCUGGCUUCUGUUCCGCUUAAAAGAUUUUUGAAAGUGGUUGUUUCUUGUUCUGUUGAGACUUGAUGUAGUAGAGGCUUGAACUUAUGUGAUGUCCCAGCAGGGACAAGAGGCUUGAAUUUUUGGUCCAG
This is a messenger RNA of Lycium ferocissimum, 1114 nucleotides long. Its product is annotated as protein RTE1-HOMOLOG. Bases 185 to 886 code for a protein of 233 amino acids. The transcript has 3 exons. The record is from RefSeq and is a predicted model, not a curated record. Gene Ontology annotation, biological process: response to ethylene; regulation of ethylene-activated signaling pathway. Gene Ontology annotation, cellular component: Golgi apparatus; endoplasmic reticulum. NCBI's taxonomy places the organism in Eukaryota, Viridiplantae, Streptophyta, Magnoliopsida, Solanales, Solanaceae.